UUUGAAGACAUGAAGUGAGGAGAAAUAAAAUUGAAAUUGUUUUGAGAGUGCAGCCUUUCAGGCGGGUGACUAGCGCCAGAAAAGGCUCCUGAAGCAUUGGAUGGUCAGGUAUUCUUGAUCGCCUUCCUUGCUGCUUUCAAAAUGCCUCGAGAUGUUCGAAUUUUGCUGCUCGGUGACCCGUCAGUUGGCAAGACCUCCCUCAUCAUGGCUCUUGUCACCGAGGAGUUCCCUGACUUUGUUCCUCCCAGAGCAGAGGAGAUAACCAUCCCUGCCGAAGUGACCCCGGAGCAUGUUCCUACUCACAUUGUGGAUUACUCAGCUGCUGAGCAGAACGAGGAGGCACUCCAUGCGGAGAUUGUGCGGUCCAAUGUCAUUUGUGUGGUGUACUCUGUCGACAAGCAAGAGAGCGUGGAGAAUAUCACAUCCUACUGGCUGCCUUUGAUUCGGUCCAAGUCACCCAAGAAACCUGUUAUCUUAGUUGGAAAUAAAAUUGAUUUGGAGGCCACAGAAUCACUUCCAUCACUAACUGAGGCCGUUCUCCCGAUAAUGGAUGAGUUUCUUGAAGUUGAGACGUGCGUCGAGUGUUCAGCGAAAACACUGAUGAACAUCUCAGAGGUGUUCUACUUUGCUCAAAAGGCAGUUCUCCAUCCGUCCGAACCGCUCUACUCGGCCGAGGAAAAGCAGCUAAAAUCGGCCUGUAUCUCAGCAUUGACACGUGUGUUCACGGUGUGUGAUUAUGAUAAGAACGAUGCACUCAGUGACAGGGAACUGAAUGACUUUCAGUGCCGCUGCUUCAACGCGCCACUCCUGCCCAACGCACUGGAGGAGGUAAAGGAGACCGUCAGGCGUAACCUUGAAGGUGGUGUGACAGAAAAAGGAUUGACACUGAUUGGGUUCCUUUAUCUUCACUUGGUGUUUAUUCAGCGGGGUCGGCAUGAGACAACGUGGACCGUCUUGCGGCGGUUUGGCUAUGACCUGAACUUGCAGCUGCAGUCAGAAUACCUUGAACCCAGCCUUACCAUUCCAGCAGGUUGCAUGCUGGAGCUGUCUGGUAUCGGUGUCCAGUACCUCCGUGACUUGUUUCACCAGCACGAUGUGGAUUUGGACGGAUGUUUGUCUACACGGGAGCAGCAGCGCAUGUUUGAGCUCUGCCCUCACUUGAUGUGGGAGGCGCAGAACCUGCUGCAUUCUGUCAACUGCUCAGCACUGGGCUAUCCCACUCUGGAUGGAUUUCUCUCUUACUGGGUAAUUCAGGCAAUGACGAAUCACCGGCUGCUAUUUCAUUUCCUGGCGUACCACGGCUACGUGCACGGUGACACGGAUACUCAGCUGACUGCUGUCAAAGUGAAAGCUGUAAAUCCUGAUGAUCAGAGUGUACUUCAUUGCGCGGUGAUAGGUAACGAUGUGCACUGCAAAUCGCUGUUCAUGCACCAGUUUGUCAACCCCGCAUACCCGGCAUCAGAUAGCAGCCACUCUGAGUUUGCGUGUCGUAGCGUGACUGUGGGCAAGACACCCAAGCAUAUGGUGCUCCGUGAUACGAAGCUUGACGAAGUCGCCACCAGUGUGCCAUAUCACGCUGCCGUUGUGCUGGUUGACACCAGCAGUGCUCAGUCCAUCGAGGACGCACUGGACGCACAGGAGCAGCUUGGCUCCACCACGCCAAUCCUGUUCGUGGCCGUUCCACCGCAGGUUACGCGCGUCGAUGCAGAGGCUGCACCGAACCACGGUCUCAAGAUCAAACAUAAUUUCAUUCCUGGCAACACACAGAGUGAGCAGAUCUUCCAGGCACUAGCGAGGCUUGCUCACAAUCCGACCAUCAACACAGGCAAAGAGGCAUCUUCCUCUUGGCUGUCAUGGUCCGGAAAGGCAGCAUUGCUCGUCGGCAUCCCUCUUGCUGCGGCGUACGUUAUUUACAGGUACCGGGCCUCGUCAUGACGCUAAUUGCUGCCCCUGCUUCCAAACGGGUGUUUGCAAAGCUAACGUUCUAUUUGGUUGAUGAUUUCUUUUCUUUUUCUCGUCACACUUAACCGAUGACAGUGUCUUCAGGUGACAUGGGUCUGUGUGUGUGUGUGUGUGCCUUUUUGGUAUUAUACCUGAGCCUUCGGCACAUGUGCGACCAUUGCAUGCAGGACCGAUCUGGAGUAGGCACACCUGCCUUGACCAGCUGCUCUCCGGCAGUUUACCAUAUACGCCUUGGUCCUGUGUGAAUCACAUGUACGUAGGCGUGUUGCUCACUGGAGUGACCCCGUACUGCUGUGUGUUCGAAUCGUACCCAGUGACACCGCUCAUGCUGCGUACCGUUUUUGCGAUUUUUGAUUUAGGGUGGUGUGCCGAGCGAGAGGUUUUAGUUCCCACUAUUAUUAUUAUUUUUCUUCAAGCUAGCCCCUGGCUCGCUACGUGCUCGAUGUCUGCGCCAACGGUUCUGUUACACUGUGCGUGCUUAGGUGCACUCCUUCAUUGCUGUACACUGCGGUGGAGUGAACGAUCAACUUGUACAAAAUAUCUGCAACUCUGCUGCUGCUGCUGCUGCUGCUGUUCCUGCUACAGUUUUUCUUCUUUAGUCAUAGUAAUGGGCUCAGUGGUCAUUGUAAUCUUGACUUAUGAUUGUUUUACUUCUUUCCAGCUCUCAUUUCCUCGCUUGUACAGCUUUGUCCAAUUUUGACUAUUUCUUUGUAGCUGCAUUGCAGUAGAGAGUAUGUUCAAACAAGAUCGUGUGCCAUAAUGCCAUAAUGCCGUAGUCACACGCAGGGAGUACUAGUACUCUCUGGUUACAAGCUUGCAAGUACUUGAAGCUGCUGCUUGGUAACUUGUGUAGCAACUGCGAGACCAUCACAA
Molecule: messenger RNA, 2835 nt
Organism: Sycon ciliatum
Lineage: Eukaryota; Metazoa; Porifera; Calcarea; Leucosolenida; Sycettidae
Product: mitochondrial Rho GTPase 2-like
Exons: 23
Coding region: 142-1935 (597 amino acids)
Biological process (GO): mitochondrion transport along microtubule; small GTPase-mediated signal transduction; mitochondrion organization
Cellular component (GO): mitochondrial outer membrane
Molecular function (GO): GTP binding; calcium ion binding; GTPase activity
Source: RefSeq, a predicted model, not a curated record